AUGUCAGCUGUCGUCCGCCGUAACAAGGGGCGAAAUAGUUGCCGCCUCCACUGCGUUCACCCGGCGCUUUGCUCAGCUCCGUCGUCGCAACAUCCACAUCGUAUCCAUCACAGCCAGGCAGACAGCACGAUGGGCACCAACACUUCGUCGCCUGCAUCCUACGUCGACCAGGACACCAGCAUGUCCGGCCUCGCAAGGAUGGGUGGUGCGCAGCCACGCACCAAAACUCCAAAAGCUGCGCCAUCUCCGCCCGCUCAGUCCAACAUCACAUCGGAUCGAACCCAAGCAGACCGACCCAGCGUCGACACGUUACCGCCAUACCAAGCUGCGCACACUCAACACCGUCCUUGA
Messenger RNA from Moesziomyces antarcticus, 351 nucleotides. RefSeq lists its product as uncharacterized. The coding region runs from base 1 to 351 and encodes 116 amino acids. The record is from RefSeq and is a predicted model, not a curated record. NCBI's taxonomy places the organism in Eukaryota, Fungi, Basidiomycota, Ustilaginomycetes, Ustilaginales, Ustilaginaceae. The transcript has a single exon.